Messenger RNA from Fukomys damarensis (Damara mole-rat), 3138 nucleotides. RefSeq names its product eukaryotic translation initiation factor 2 subunit 3, X-linked-like. Gene Ontology annotation, biological process: formation of translation preinitiation complex; positive regulation of translational fidelity. Gene Ontology annotation, cellular component: cytosol; eukaryotic translation initiation factor 2 complex. The coding region runs from base 123 to 1577 and encodes 484 amino acids. Gene Ontology annotation, molecular function: translation initiation factor activity; GTP binding; GTPase activity. The transcript is spliced from 2 exons. The record is from RefSeq and is a predicted model, not a curated record. NCBI's taxonomy places the organism in Eukaryota, Metazoa, Chordata, Mammalia, Rodentia, Bathyergidae.
AUUCUUUUCUCCCUUUUCCCACCUCUUUGGGCUCGGAACUGUCUUUUGGGGCGUGCCUGCUUCCUCUUCUGUCAGUACUCUGCUUUUAGAAGUAAAAAGAGGAUGAAUUCAGAAAAAUAAACAUGGAUUCAGAAAUAUUCACACCUCUGCGGGCAAGAUGGCUGGAGGGCGAGGCCGGAGUGACUCUGGGACAGCCACACCUCUCUCGUCAGGAUCUCGCCACCUUGGAUGUUACCAAGUUGACUCCACUUUCACGUGAAGUUAUCAGCAGACAAGCAACAAUUAAUAUAGGUACCAUUGGUCAUGUAGCUCACGGGAAGUCCACGGUUGUAAAAGCCAUUUCUGGAGUGCACACUGUCAGGUUCAAAAAUGAACUAGAAAGAAACAUCACAAUCAAGCUUGGAUAUGCUAAUGCUAAGAUUUACAAACUUGAUGACCCAAGUUGUCCUCGGCCAGAAUGCUAUAGGUCAUGUGGAAGUGGUACACCUGAUGAGUUCCCUACAGACAUCCCAGGGACCAAAGGGAACUUCAGAUUAGUCAGACAUGUUUCCUUUGUUGACUGUCCUGGCCAUGACAUUUUGAUGGCAACUAUGCUGAAUGGUGCAGCAGUGAUGGAUGCAGCUCUCCUGUUGAUAGCUGGUAAUGAAUCUUGCCCUCAGCCUCAAACUUCUGAACACCUGGCUGCAAUAGAAAUCAUGAAACUGAAGCAUAUUUUGAUUCUACAGAAUAAAAUUGAUUUGGUAAAAGAAAGUCAGGCUAAGGAACAAUACGAACAGAUCCUCGCAUUUGUACAAGGUACAGUAGCAGAAGGAGCUCCCAUUAUUCCAAUUUCUGCCCAGCUGAAAUACAAUAUUGAAGUUGUCUGUGAGUACAUAGUAAAGAAAAUACCAGUACCUCCUAGAGACUUUACUUCAGAACCUCGACUUAUUGUCAUUAGGUCAUUUGAUGUCAACAAACCUGGUUGUGAAGUUGAUGACCUUAAGGGAGGUGUGGCUGGUGGUAGUAUUCUAAAGGGCGUAUUGAAGGUGGGCCAGGAAAUAGAAGUCAGACCUGGUAUUGUUUCCAAAGAUAGUGAAGGAAAACUCAUGUGUAAACCAAUCUUUUCCAAAAUCGUUUCACUUUUUGCAGAACAUAAUGAUCUUCAGUAUGCUGCUCCUGGGGGUCUUAUUGGAGUUGGAACAAAAAUCGACCCCACCUUGUGCCGAGCAGACAGAAUGGUGGGGCAGGUACUUGGUGCAGUGGGAGCUUUACCUGAGAUAUUCACAGAAUUAGAAAUUUCCUAUUUCCUACUUAGACGGCUUCUAGGUGUACGCACUGAAGGUGACAAGAAAGCAGCAAAGGUCCAAAAGCUGUCCAAGAACGAAGUGCUCAUGGUCAACAUAGGAUCUCUGUCAACAGGAGGGAGAGUUAGUGCUGUCAAGGCUGAUUUGGGCAAAAUCGUUCUGACCAAUCCUGUGUGCACAGAAGUGGGAGAGAAAAUUGCCCUGAGCCGAAGAGUAGAGAAGCACUGGCGUUUAAUUGGUUGGGGUCAGAUAAGAAGAGGAGUGACAAUCAAGCCAACCAUAGAUGAUGACUGAAGAAUCCCAGCUAAACAGUACAUUUGGAUGAGGUGGAAUUUCUCUGAACAACCGAGGGGUAUAUUUUCAAAGCAGUAGUAGGGAAUUAAUUUCAUAGCUCAUUACCUUAGUAGGUAACUGUAAGGUUAUUCUGGUUAUUCUCAUUUUUUGGUGACGAAAAUCUAACCUCUAGUACUAAUAUGAGGUCUAUAAAUGUAAAGGUUGGUGUCAUGUUGGGUUAAAUCUAUAUUUUAGCAGAAGUUAAGCAUGUCCAAAUCAGGUCUCAUUUAUACAUCAAUACAGGUUUGAAAAGAAAUGGCUACAGCCAGCCUUCUCUGUAGCGCACAUGCCACUGAAUCUGUCUGAAAUAGUUUUUCUUUUUUAUGAUUAAAAAUAUAUAUUAUUCAUAGUGCUCUUUGUGGAAGAUUUGGUAUUACAAAUUUAAGAUAUUUAAGAAACUUGAGACAGUGAUUAGUAGGAUUGCCAGAAAGUGACCCUGGCUACUCUGUUUUGUGUUUAACAUUAUAACAAAACAGGAAAGAGAAAUCUGAUAUUUAUGAAAUCUCAGAUAUUUAAGGAUUCAAAAAAGUAUAAUAGGAGAAAAUACCUCCUUACAUAAAGCAGUCUCCUUACAUUAUGGAGUUUGUGGGAAAUAAGCUUAUGCGAUCAGUGUAAUCAACAAAGACAUCUCAUUAACUGGAUUGUCCUAGCAAUUCAAAUUAAUGAAACAAAAAAAGCAUUUAAUUUGGAUCAUUUGUGGAUCUGUUAAGAUAUGCAUGGUGUAUUUUUUAAUAGUAUUUUAAAGCAAUAAAAAGUCCAUAAUUUGGGAAAAAUAAUAAAAAACUUGAAAAUGCCUCCACAUGCCUCACCUUGCUUGAGCCCUUUAAUUAUUGUAUCUUGAAAAAAAAUUGUAUCCUGAAAACUCUGCAUCAGAGCUACCCAGUUCUAUGUCUGGGCAUUUAUGCAUAGAUAGGUAUAUAUAGAUAUCUCCAGUUACCUACCAAUGUCAUUCAUUUUAAAAAUUAAAAAUAAUAAAAAAUGAUUAAAAUGUUCCUCAAGUUUGUACUGUGAAGCGAAGUUGCUGGUGAUGCAAAUUUUAAUAUUUGCUAGUACACCAAGCUGCCAGAUCCCAUGCCCACCAGAGGUGUUGGAGUGCUCAUUGGCCUACAGCAGCUCUCAGCAAGAGGAAGCAUUUGGCAGUGUCUGGAGAGAGUACUUGGUUGCUACAGCCUGGAUGCUAAGCCUCCUAUGAUAAAUAGGACAAUGCCCCAUUAACAGAGAAUUAGAUCAGUAGGGCCAAUAUUGAGAAUCCUGGCCAAUGCUAGAUACUGUGAUUCUUUAUUUUUAUUUUUAUUUUUAUUUUUGCUUUUGGUUUUUUGAGACAGGAUUUCCUUAUAAGUAGCCCAGUGUCAUUCUUUUUAAUCUUGCCAGUGUGGUAGUUUGAAAAAUGAUGCCUGAUGUUAUUUUAUUCCUCUUUAGGGUAAUGGAGUUAGUUUUACUUGUUCAUGUAUUGUUUGAAUUUGUUAUAAUUAGCAUGCAUUCUUUUUGUAAUUCUUUCAAAAAGCCAUUAAAGAUUUAAGAC